Molecule: messenger RNA, 1092 nt
Organism: Penicillium brevicompactum
Lineage: Eukaryota; Fungi; Ascomycota; Eurotiomycetes; Eurotiales; Aspergillaceae
Product: NAD(P)-dependent alcohol dehydrogenase
Exons: 4
Coding region: 1-1092 (363 amino acids)
Biological process (GO): alcohol metabolic process
Molecular function (GO): zinc ion binding; alcohol dehydrogenase (NADP+) activity
Source: RefSeq, a predicted model, not a curated record
AUGUCGACCGACCAAAAGUUUACAGGGUGGCUUGGCCUAGACUCUCGGGCUGCCGAUGGAAAAAUGGUUUGGGGGAGUUUACCCCGAAGCAUUGGGAAGAGACGGAUGUUGAUAUCCGAAUUACACACUGUGGCGUGUGUGGCACGGAUAUGCACACUCUGCGAAGUGGAUGGAGCCCUACCAACUACCCUUGCUGUGGUAAUUGGUCAUGAAAUCGUUGGUACCGCAAUUCGGGUUGGUUCCAAAGCUGUCGGAGAUAUUCAAGUCGGUGACCGCGUUGGAGUUGGUGCUCAAAGUGACGCAUGUCUAUCGCGAAAAGAUCACUGCGAAGAAUGCAGCACGGGCAAGGAAAAGUACUGCACCAAGCACUGGACGGGAACCUACAACAGCGUGUUCAUGAACGGCGAAAAGUCCUAUGGUGGAUACGCCUUGUAUAACCGCUGUCCUUCCCACUUCGUCAUCAAGAUCCCGGAUGGAAUAUCGUCUGCUGCCGCUGCGCCAAUGCUCUGUGCUGGUAUCACGACUUAUGCUCCAUUGAAAGCACACGGUUGCGGACCGGGAAAAAGGGUGGGCGUGAUCGGAGUAGGAGGACUGGGACAUUUUGCUCUCUUGUUCGCCAAGGCCCUGGGCGCUGAUCAAGUGGUUGCCAUUUCUCGUGGCUCGAGUAAGAAAGAAGAUGCCUUGAAGUUGGGGGCUGAUCACUAUAUCUCGACCCAGGACCAGGUGGACUGGGCCAAGUCUAAUGCGGCGACUUUGGAUCUUAUCAUCUCAACUGUGGAUUCUCCAAAGAUGCCUCUUGGAGAUUACUUCACCAUUCUCAAGGCAAAUGGAGUUUUCGUCCAGCUUGGAGUACCUGACGGUGGCGCGCUACCAGUUCCUAUUCCUGCACUCAUUCACCGCGGCAUCACUCUGGCAGGAUCUCUCAUCGGAUCACCUCAUGAGAUCCGUGAAAUGCUGCAUCUCGCUGCCGAAAAGAACAUCCAACCAUGGAUUGAGGAGCGCCCUAUGGAAGAUGCAAAUCAGACUAUCGCUGACAUGGAAGGCGGACAAGCUCGGUAUCGUUAUGUGCUGGUAAACCACCAGCACCUGUGA